Chaetura pelagica (chimney swift) is the source of this 1539-nucleotide messenger RNA. It is a transcript of the gene ZBTB40, whose product is annotated as zinc finger and BTB domain containing 40. Gene Ontology annotation, biological process: regulation of transcription by RNA polymerase II. Gene Ontology annotation, cellular component: nucleus. Lineage: Eukaryota; Metazoa; Chordata; Aves; Apodiformes; Apodidae. Gene Ontology annotation, molecular function: RNA polymerase II cis-regulatory region sequence-specific DNA binding; DNA-binding transcription factor activity, RNA polymerase II-specific; protein binding. The record is from RefSeq and is a predicted model, not a curated record.
AUGGAGAUUCCCAGUUAUAGCAACCAGCUGCUGCAGCAGCUCUGCACUCUCUGCAAAGACCAGCAGUUCUGUGAUUGCACCAUCUUCGUUGGGAAUGUCCAUUUUAGAGCACACAAGGUGGUUUUGGCUGCUGCCAGCCUGGUUUUGAAAUCCUGGUUGGGCAGCACAGACACCAUCUCCACGGAUGCUUCUGAGGUCACCCCUGAGGAGCUGGCACUCUUGCUGGAGAUGAUGUACAGUGGCAAACUCCCCCUGAGGAAACACCAUUUGACCAAAGUAACCUCUGUGGCAGGUAGUCUGCAGAUGUUUGAUGUGGGUUGUAAAAACUUCCUCAGGGGCCUCACCAGCUGUUCAGCUCAGGACCAGGUAGUGAGAAAGGUCUCUGGCCACGCAGCAAACUCGUUUGGAAAUCAUGUUGAAGCCAAUAACCUGCCCCUGCCUGGAAAACCUGCUGGAGGAAAACCAGGUAUCCUCUUCCCUCAGAGAGUUUCUCCUUCUCCUGCCACUGUAGAAGCAGAACUAGGAGGAGAUGGGCCUCCUCCUGGCCAGGAGCUUCCUGCAAAUCUUACCUGGAUGAUGGCAAGUGACUCCAGAUCCCUCUGGGAAGAUUCAGGCUCCUGUCUUGCUCAGGCUGCCUCAAGGGAUAGGGGUGGCUGUGCAGAAGAGGAGCUUGCUACACCUCUGGAGGAGAAAGGAGCAGCAAGGGAGCUAGCAGAGAGCAAACCCUGUAAUCUGGAUUUCUUUCUUUGAUAUGAAAGUGUUUUCUCUGAGGCCCUUUCGGUGCUGAAAAGACUAGAAGAGUGCAGAGAAAUGGGUGCUUCUCCAAAGGAGGCUCUGCUUGUCUGUCUGGCAGAGGUGGGGGAGCAGUUGGUGCUCAAGAAGCUGCUGAGCCAAGUGAAGGAUGCUCAGACCCUGGGUGCUCAGACCCUGGGUGCUCAGACCCUGGUGUCUUUACUGAAGCUGUUUCAAGAUGCAACUCACAAGCUGAGAUUGGCUUUGCUGGAGAAGGAACAGGGCAGCAGGGAAGCCCUGCAGCAAACAGAGAGCACAGAGGAGGGAGAGCUGCUGACUCUGGGCUGCAGGGAGGAGCUGAUGCAGAGUGUGACACAGCUGAGCCCCAUCCUGGGGCUCUUGGAGGCAGCAGAAGAGGGAUUUCUGACCUUGGAGAAGCUGGUAAAAGAAACCUGGGAUAAGGAAACCACCAGGGACAAUCUGCUCAGGAAGGUGGAUGAAGAGAAAACCCUGGAAGCAGAAAGUCUGGUCAAACUUCUGGGGGCUGUGAAAGCAUCAUUCCCUGGUCUCCAGCUGCUCCUGGACCACCUGGUGGCCACAGGAAGUGUCUCUGAUGGCAAAGUGGCCAGCAGGGAGAGCUCAGGCAUUGAGAUCACCCUGUGGCACAGCAAGCUGAUCUCAGAGGCCACCCAGCAGGGAGCAGACCUGGAGGGCUUGGCUCCAGGGGAGGCAGGACUUCCAGAAGCAGUCAAAGAGCUUUACCCGUGUCUCAUUAAGCUGGGCUCCUGGUGGUGCCAGGGCUUUUGA